AUGACCGACUCUGUUCCCCAGACGGAUGUUUCCCGUCCAUCUGCCCUUCCCACAGCAAAUCUCUUGCAGCGAGGAACAGCUCAGGCAGUUGUUGACCAAAACUCUGCCGAAUACCUGGAUGCCAUCGAAGAAGAAUGGAACAAAAAGGUCGAUGUAGAGGUAGAAACUCUCGUGGAUGGUAUGGUCGAUCUCGUCGGUCUGGCAUCGAUUGGAGACAAAGACAAGUUUUGCGUUGCUCAAGAGUCCUUCCAAGCACAAUCAAGGGCCGAAUCUAUGGUUCGGGCCGCGAACUCUCUUCUUUCUAUCACCCAUUCGAUGAAGCUUCUUCUUCUACUUUCUGACGAAGCUCAAAUCGCGCACAGACGCGAUGCAGAGCUCAAAGUUGUUAAGGAAGAGAGCGAAAAAACAAAGAAAGAAGUAGCAGCUCUCCUGGAUGAGCUUCUAAGGCAAAGAGAGUCAGAUCAAAACAUCAGCUAA
Laccaria bicolor S238N-H82 is the source of this 477-nucleotide messenger RNA. RefSeq lists its product as uncharacterized. Bases 1 to 477 code for a protein of 158 amino acids. Gene Ontology annotation, molecular function: transcription coregulator activity. Gene Ontology annotation, biological process: regulation of transcription by RNA polymerase II. NCBI's taxonomy places the organism in Eukaryota, Fungi, Basidiomycota, Agaricomycetes, Agaricales, Hydnangiaceae. The transcript has 3 exons. The record is from RefSeq and is a predicted model, not a curated record. Gene Ontology annotation, cellular component: mediator complex.